CCGCCCUUUUUUUUUUUUUUUUUGCCGCGAGGAGGCUGCCUCGCUGGGUGACUCUGGUGUCAUGGCGGCGGCCAGUGCGGCUUGGGGUUCGCGGUUGAGGUGGAGGGCGAACGCUUGCCGGGGAAGCGGCACCAUGGGGCCUUGGCUGAGGGGGCCGGCCUGCCUCCUCCUGGCGCGGCUGGAUCUGGGCCGGGAUCUGUGCGGCUUCGCUGGAGGUCCUAAGGCGGUGUCUGUGGAUGUAGGCAGCCGAAAAUUGGAAAUCUCUUCUGGAAAACUAGCCAGAUUUGCUGAUGGAUGUGCUGUAGUACAGCUAGGUGAUACAUCAGUGAUGGUGACAGCGGUCAGUAAGAUAAAGCCUUCUCCGUCUCAGUUCAUGCCUUUGGUGGUUGACUAUCGACAAAAAGCUGCUGCAGCAGGAAGAAUUCCUACCAAUUAUCUGAGAAGAGAACUGAGUCUGACGGACAAAGAAAUUCUUACAAGCAGAAUAAUAGAUCGCUCCAUUCGACCGCUUUUUCCAGCAGGCUACUAUUAUGAUACACAGAUACUUUGUAAUCUUUUAGCUGUAGAUGGUGUCCACGAUCCUGCAGUCCUGGCCAUUAAUGGAGCUUCUGCGGCCCUUGCAUUGUCGGAUAUUCCAUGGAAUGGUCCCAUUGGUGCUGUGAGGGUAGGACUGAUUGAUGGUGAAGUAGUUGUUAAUCCAACACGAAAAGAAAUGUCUUCCAGCACUUUGGAUUUAGUGGUCUCUGGAGCUCCUCGCAGUCAGAUUGUUAUGUUGGAAGCUGCAGCAGAGAACGUAUUGCAACAAGACUUUUGCCAUGCUAUCAAAGUGGGGGUGAAGCAUUCCCAGCAGAUCAUUCAAGGCAUACAGCAGCUUGCAAGAGAGCAGGGUGUUACCAAGCGAACUGUCCAGAAGCUAUUCACUGCUCCUGAGGAGAUUGUGGAAUGUGCAAAGCAACUUGCAUCUGAAAAGAUCACUGCUGUGUUUUCUGACUUCAGCCAUAAUAAAAUCUCAAGAGAUGAAGCAAUUAACAAAAUCAGGCUCGAAACAGAAGAACAGCUGGAAGAAAAAUUCCCAGAAGCUGAGUCUUAUGAGAUCAUGGAAUCUUUUAAUGUAAUUUCUAAGGAAAUUUUUAGAAAUCUUAUCCUGAACGAAUACAGAAGAUGUGAUGGUCGAGACUUGACUUCGCUUAGAAACAUCACUUGCGAGGUGGAUCUGUUCAAAACGCUUCAUGGCUCAGCAUUAUUUCAGCGAGGCCAAACCCAGGUCCUCUGUGCAGUUACAUUUGACUCACUGGAAUCCAGUGUAAAAUCUGAUCUUAUCACAACAGCUGUCAGUGGAAUAAAAGAGAAAAACUUCAUGCUCCAUUAUGAGUUUCCUCCAUAUGCAACUAAUGAGAUUGGCAAAAUUACUGGUGUAAAUAGAAGAGAACUUGGCCAUGGUGCACUCGCAGAGAAAGCUUUGAAGCCAGUGAUUCCCAGCAAAUUCCCUUUCACGAUAAGGGUCACUUCAGAAGUACUGGAGUCAAACGGGUCAUCGUCAAUGGCUUCUGCUUGUGGUGGGAGUUUAGCAUUGAUGGAUGCAGGAGUCCCAAUAUCAUCCCCUGUUGCAGGUGUUGCUGUAGGUUUGGUUACCAGGAAUAAUUCUGAGGGAAAUGGAGACAUUGAGGAUUAUCGUUUGCUAACAGACAUUCUGGGAAUAGAGGAUUAUAAUGGCGAUAUGGACUUCAAAAUGGCUGGAACGAAUAAAGGAAUAACUGCCUUACAGGCUGAUAUCAAGCUACCAGGAAUACCUCUAAAAAUUGUCAUGGAAGCUAUUCAGCAAGCCACAGUGGCAAAAAGAGAAAUCUUGCAAAUUAUGAACAAAACAAUUGCAAAACCCAGAGCAAGCAGAAAAGAGAAUGGACCCCUUGUAGAAACUAUUCAGGUGCCAUUGUCAAAAAGGGCAAGAUUUGUUGGCCCCGGAGGCUACAAUUUAAAGAAACUUCAAGCUGAAACUGGGGUAACUGUUAGCCAAAUGGAUGAAGAGACAUUUUCUGUAUUUGCUCCAACGCCAGCUGCUAUGCAUGAAGCACAAGAAUUUAUUACUGAAAUCUGCAAAGAUGAUCAGGACUAUCAGCUGGAAUUUGGAGCUAUUUAUACAGCCACGAUAACUGAAUUGAGAGAUAUUGGGGUAAUGGUAAAAUUAUACCCAAACAUGACUCCCGUUCUACUUCACAACUCUCAACUGGAUCAAAGAAAGAUUAAACAUCCUAGCGCUCUUGGAUUAGAAGUUGGCCAAGAAAUCCAGGUGAAAUAUUUUGGGCGUGAUCCAACUGAUGGCAGAAUGAGACUUUCACGGAAAGUGCUUCAAUCUCCAGCUUCAUCUGUUGUUAAAACAAUUGGUGACAAAAACAGUAUAGUCAUGGGAGGUGUCAUUCCAGAGUCUGCUGAAUCACCAUCAUAGCUGCUCUUCAAAAAGUGUAGGAUUCCUUCUAGACUUGCCAAUACUGUGACCCUUUGAAAGAGACUAAAUUGUUUUGAAAUGGUAGAUUGUUAUCAUGCAGGUUUGUAUACCAUACAAAAAUGUUUUAAAUUUUGUAUAAAUAUUAUUGGAUAUCAGAGCAUUUUCACUUGUAUGAUUCCCCCCUCAAUGGAGCUUUUCCUUUGAAAAAUAUGUCCAUAGCAGCACCUCUGUAAAACAUGUAAAAUGUGAAACAAGACAUGUCCAAGCAACUGGGCUAGCUAUCUCCAGACAGUAACAAAAGAACAAUGCCUACUACUUAAAACCUUUUAUUUUUCAAGAGGUGUGUUAAAGGUACAUAUGUGUAUGCACAUUCAGUUGUCUUCUGUUUGUUGAUCUGCCUGCAAAGAUGGUUUUUAAAAAUCCAAACAUCUCAUUCUCUUGUGUAAUGUUUUUACAAGCUUGAGAACAGGAAAUGACCUCCAGAAUAUAUUUGACUCGGCUUUAGCCUUACUUUUGAAACCCAGUAGAAUUUUAUCUGCAUCUUCCCCAUUAGGAACUGGUGGAGAUGGGACUGACAGCUGUGAAAUUGAGAGAACUGUGCUACAUGACUCUACAAAUGAAAGUUUUAGCUAAUACGUAUUUAUAACUUAAAAAGAGCACUCCAGUAAAUGUCUAGAUUGAUGGAGCUGUAGGGUGACUUGGAAGAAUCGCAGAUUAAACCUAUUGUGAGCAUUUUUUAAAAGAUAUUUCUAAUAAGGGACCUUUUCAGAAGGAGUCAUGAAAGGCAGUGUGACAUUUUUGUCUCUUGGUCAUGCUGAAUGUAUAAUGUCUAUACCCUCUGAGCAUAUGCACAUUGGAACACUCAGUGUGACCCAGGAAUGAAAGAGUCAUGGUAUCUCUUCCAUGAGCUCACAGGAGUUGCCCACUCCCCAUAAGGAAAGCCAGCCUAAGGGAGUGAGGCCUUCCAACUACCAUCUGAAAGGUAGAGGUUGGGUAGGCAGGGAUGAACUGUGAGAUGUGUGAAUGGUGAGGAAAGGGUAGGCUGUGAACACAAAUCUAUGGGGGGGGAAUGAAAUUGGUUGAUUUGUGUUUUAAUGCACCAUUCAUAGAAUUCUGAGAAGUAUCUUAAAAGCCUGGUACUGUUGCUGUAAAUCUCUUGUGUUAUUAAACUAGAAAUGGUGAGCCUGCCAUUGUGUGCAAUAACACCAGAAAAGAAUAAGCAGAACAUCCUUCCCCAUCCUGACCUCAGGAUAAAAAGGAAUCUCUGAUCAUGCACGUAGGGAUGUGCAUUGUAACGUUUAAUAAUGUACUUCCCUAGGGGAAAAUUUAAAUGUGAACAACAAUAGGAAACUAUCUCUAAACUAGAAUAAAUAAUCCAGAAAGUUUUAGGAUGUAGGGAUUGACUACGAUAUUUGCGUAAAAUGCUAAUCUCCCAAGUCUGUUUUAAUUUGAAAUAUUAUCACGUUUAGAGCUGCACUUAUCUGUAGAAGUGAUGACAUAAGUGCCAAAAUGAAACAAUGGCUAGGAAAAGUAAUGGGUGCUAUCGAAUAUGCUUAUUGAUCCAGUGACCAUUAUAGUAAUGGGUGCUAUCAAAUGUUAGCCACACGGAAAAUAGACCCAUUGAAAUUAAUGGGCUUAACUUAAAUCCAUUUAUUUCAAUGGGCGUACAUUGAAUAACACCCAAUAAGUAAAUUUGGAUCACUAAAAUCUCCAGAAUUAAGGUGUUGAACUGAGAGUGAAAUAUUUAAGUACAAGAACUGUGAAAUCCUGAGGGGCAAAUAAAGAAGUCUCCAUCUGUUUUUAUCAUAAUAUAUAUGACUUUAUCAUGGAAUCUUUAUUAUUAUUAUUAUUUAUUGAAUGUACAUCCCACCCUUCCUCCCGAAGGAGCCUUGGGCAGUAAGUACAUUAUAAAAUGAGAAAUGGGUUUAUCUAGCACCUAAUAUGGAAGCUGCCUAUUUUCAGUCAUGAAGGAAUCUAUUCUCACAUUAGCUUCCAGUCUAAAAGGUACGUAACUGGGACCUUGGUGGGUAGAGGUCUUUGGUAAGAUUUAGUAUCUUUGAUCUGAUCAUAAUGAAAAAAGUGGACAAAUAUAUGAAGAUGUAAUAGUUGGUGGCCACAAUUUAACACAAACAUAAGGACCAAUGAAAUCGACAGAUUUGUGUCUCAGUAUUAGAUUGUGGCUGACUUCUCUAAGGAGAAUGCUAAUUAGGAUUGGGAAAAUGUAAAUGUGAACACUUAAUUCUUUGAUAUUAUGCCCAUAAUUUUUGCUACUUUAAAAUAUUUUUUUUUUAAAUGCUUUCACUUUCCCCCUAACAUGCAUUCUUGAAAUAAAGACACUCUCAUCGACCUAGGA
Rhineura floridana is the source of this 4796-nucleotide messenger RNA. RefSeq names its product polyribonucleotide nucleotidyltransferase 1 (gene PNPT1). The coding region runs from base 62 to 2443 and encodes 793 amino acids. Gene Ontology annotation, biological process: mitochondrial mRNA catabolic process; mitochondrial RNA 3'-end processing. Lineage: Eukaryota; Metazoa; Chordata; Lepidosauria; Squamata; Rhineuridae. The transcript is spliced from 28 exons. The record is from RefSeq and is a predicted model, not a curated record. Gene Ontology annotation, cellular component: mitochondrion; cytosol. Gene Ontology annotation, molecular function: RNA binding; polyribonucleotide nucleotidyltransferase activity; 3'-5'-RNA exonuclease activity.